UGCUUCAACGCAUCUUGUCGGUUGUAUAAGUAAAUAUAAGCUUUCUGAAGAGACGACUACCAGGUUGUGGUCCUGUCUGAGAUCCUUCAACUCACUGAGCCGUCUAUGCAUCUCAGACUCAUUUCUCAGUUUCCCUUCAUCUUCGAUUGAGCUUUCAUCAGUCACAAAGCUAUCAGCUGAGAAAGUGACGUCACGAUGCUAUAAAGAUCUGAUCUCAUCUCUCCCUGGUUUGGUAAAUAUCGAUAUCACUAUGGAUGAUGCAGAGGGAGACAUACAUCCGAUUACGGCCGUUCUUCGUCGAACAGGAGGACAGAGACUCGAUCGGAUCAUUCUUCGCGGCAUUCCGCUGCCACUCCGGACACGGAAUGUGGUAAGACCGGGUCUGCUGUUCAAAAAACACAUCGACGACACGACAAUUCUUAAAUUGGACGGAUCUGGAGAAAUGAAUAAAGUAUGUUGUGUUGAACUCAUCGAGUCGUUGGCAUUUUUGGCAUCAUUGGCUUAUCUACAACUAGAAUUUCUCGAUGGCUGGUCUUUCAACUUCAAAACAACUUUUGGUGUUGAGAUUAGUAAAUAUGAGCUUGGUAAUGAUAUGAAUGAUGAUAUGACUACCAGGUUGUGGAACUGUCUGGGAUCCUUCAACCUACUGACCCAUCUAAGCAUCUCAGACUCAUCUCUCAGUUUCCCUCCAUCACCCCCUCAACUGCUAUCCGUCACAGCGCUAUCAGCUGAGAAAGUGACGUCACAAUGCUAUGAAGGACUGAUCUCAUCGCUCCCUGGUUUGGUAAUGAUCGAUAUCACCACUGAUAAUGCAGAUAGAGACAUAUCCCAGAUCACUGCUGGUCUCAGGCGAACAGGACAGAAACUCACAAACAUCAACUUUCACGCACCGCCAUCACUCCAACCAGAGAAGAUUCGUGUAUCGCGUGAGACUAUGAGAACACUGAGUCUGCUGAUCAGACAACAUUACAAGAACCUGCAGUCGAUUGGUUUGUCUGGAGUUAUUAAUUUGAAUGAAGAAGACCUUGUUGAACUGCUCGAGUCAUCGACCUCUUUGGCAUCAUUGGCUCAUCUGAAUGUAGAAACUCUUGAUAAAUGGCAUUUCGACUUUGAUAUCGCGGAAGGUGUUCAGAUAACCAAAUGCCAUCUGUCUUCUGAGAUGACUGCUAGAAUGUGGUCUUGUCUGAGACCCCUCACCUCACUGAACCAUCUCACCAUUUCAGACUCAUCGCUCAGUUUCUCUCUAUCACCUCCUGAACUACCGUCCGUCACAAAGCUACUAGCUAAUAAACUGACGUCACAAUGCUACCAAGGGUUGAUCUCGUUAUUACCUGGGUUGCGAGAUAUUGAUGUCCAAAAUGCAGCUACAGAUGACUUUGUUGAAUUUGUCGAGUCUUCAACACGUUUGACAUCAUUGCAACGACUUAAGAUAAAAACUCUUGAUAGAUCGCAAUUCGACUUUGAUACCGCGAAAGGUGUUCAGAUAACCAAAUGCCAUCUGUCUUCUGAGAUGACUGCUAGAAUGUGGUCUUGUCUGAGACCCCUCACCUCACUGAACCAUCUCACCAUUUCAGACUCAUCGCUCAGUUUCUCUCUAUCACCUCCUGACCUACCGUCCGUCACAAAGCUACUAGCUAAUAAACUGACGUCACAAUGCUACCAAGGGUUGAUCUCGUCAUUACCUGGGUUGCGAGAUAUUGAUGUCCAAAAUGCAGCUACAGAUGACUUUGUUGAAUUUGUCGAGUCUUCAACACGUUUGACAUCAUUGCAACGACUUCAGAUAAAAUCUCUUGAUAAAUGGCAAUUCGACUUUGAUACCAGCUCAGGUGCUAGGAUAAUCAAAUGUUGUCUGUCUUCUGAGAUGACUUCUAGAAUGUGGCCAUGUCUCAGAUCUGUCACCUCACUGAAGCAUCUUACCAUCUUAGACUCAUCUCUCAGUUUCCCUCCAUCACUUCCUGAGCUACCAUCGGUCACAAAACUAUCACCCGAGAGAGUGACGUCGCAAAGCUAUAAUGGUCUAAUCUCAUCGCUCCCUGGUCUGGAAGGUAUUGAUAUCACGAUGGAUGACGCGGAGGGAGACAUUGCUCGUUACUCCGCUGUUCUUCGUCUGACAGCAGGGCAGAAACUCAAACACAUAUAUCUAUGUGGUCCGCCAUCACCUUCAUCAGAGAGGAGCCGUGUAUCGAGAGAGACAAUGAGAGGACUGGGUCAGGUCAUCAAAGAACAUACACAGAACCUGGUGUCGCUCUAUCUGAAAUGGGUGACGUGGACAGACGAGAAUGACUUAGUUUACCUUAUCGACUGCUGCAGACGUGUGAAGACGAUGCAAUACGUUUCGUUCGUUUACUGUGGGACGACGAAGAAUGGCAGGCUGCAUUCUCACCUCGUUCACCUUCACUGUGGAUCUUCCGACGGUUUCGAUGUGUAUGUUUACCAUGACGAUGGUGGCAAAAUUCAUUAUUACAUCCCCCGCACUGUCGAUUGAGCAAUUGCCAGAACAGCGAGUCCUCAUCUUACAGGUCGUUAUGUGUACAACUCAUCAAUAUCACUACAGCGGAUUGAAAUUAACAUGAAAACGCUAUGGUGGAAUCUACAUUCUGUUUUUGUUUUCAUCCCGGAUCUAAAUGAUGGAUGGUAGGAGCAGGGCUACUUUGCUUCAGCCUCUCGGAUGCAAUGUCAUGAUAUUAAAACACGUGAUUCCCAUUGCAUCUUGACAGAAAGCCACGCUUAUUAUUAGGGCAACGCCAUUUUGGGUAAAAAAUGAUCAUGAAUAAGAUCAGAUGUGACCCAAAUCACUGGCUAGUCUGGGGUCGAACGUAAUGUUGCCCCCAAAAGCCCCCAUACGACUACUUUCAUGGUCAAAUUGUGUUCGCCAACCAGAAGUGUGUAUGUUUCGUUGUUGUUUUUUUUUACAAUUAUUCAUGCGAACUAAGCCUUCUCAUUUGUUGAACUUUCCUCUUAAAUUCUGACAGCAACAUUUCAGACAUUUCAUUCGAAGUAACGUUUGUUCAUUUUACAAACAAAUUCAGCGGGUUGUCAUAUUCAUUAUUAUAAUCCAAAACACACAAAGUAAACGUAUAGAAGUAGUAGUAAUGACAGUGGUAGUAAUAGUAGUACUUGUAGUAGCAAUGGAUGUCGUAAUGAUUGCAAUAUCAGCAUUGGUUAUUGUAAUAGUGUUUCACAAUAGUGGUCAUAGCUGCCUGUAGGCUAAAAAGCAUUUAUUUCACUCUCUAAUUUUCUUACAAUAAAAUGAUUGGGAUCAGGGACGAAUCCAAUGUUGCAUUCACGUUUUCAAUCUUGUGGAAUAAGAAUUCAGUCUUAUUCGAUUGAAAUGUUCCAUCCAACAUUGGAUUGGUCCCUGACCACAAACUGUUAGAUUGACUUUCAAUCUACGAAAGUUAGAGAGUGCACAGGAAUUUCGAUCAGGGAACAAUCCAAAGUUGAAUUGAAGUUUCCAAUCUGAUUUAGAAUUCAAUCUUAUUCGAUGGAAACGUUUGAUCCAACAUAGAUAGAUAAGAUAAGAUAAGAUAAGAUAAGAUAUUUAUUCGUCUUUCUUUCUGCACAUACAUUUUAUCUUACAAGUAUGAUUUCACAUUCUACAAAUGAAAAAAAUCAAUUAACCAUAAAUCAUUGUUACAGUAGAAAAAAAAGAAACAUUGCAAAAUAACUAAACGUAUUGAGAGAAAGACAAGGAGAACCCCUGAAAAAGGAAGGCUUGUAAGGCUAGGGUCUCCUUUGUUUCAAGUACAUGACUGAAUAGUAUUCAGUGUUGACAUGUAAUAUCUUUAAAAUACAAAAGAAAAAAAAAUGCAACAAUAAAACAAAAAAGACAAACUAAAACUAAUCAAUGACAAAAAACACACACUAAUAGAAUACAUUGCUUGAAUGUACAGUUAUGAAGUCUAAUAAACUAACAACAAUAUGAUAUAAUUAAGUGAUAUAUGAUGGAAGAGGAAAUGAGUAUGGAUAACAUGGCAUGAAAAAAAGAGGACGAUCGUAUGUAUAAAUAAUAAUAGUAAAGUAAAAAAACAUAACAUGACAAAGGUAAAAGAAACACAAGAAAAGAAUACAAAAGGAAAAAAACAUGGGCUGACCCUCUGCAGAAGAAUCCAGUUAGACAAGAUACAAGAUAAAUAUAUAUUGAUAUAACAUAACAUUCUCCAGUCUUAUAUACAGUUUUUUAGGCUCCAAAAUUAAAAAUAACAUAGUAUAUAAAAGCAUAUCUUAACCUAGAGCAACUCACAAAUAACAAUUAAGAAGAUAACCUUUAAGUACACGCUGAAAAGUAUAAAUGCUUACCGAUUUUUUUAUAUUUGAAUUGAGAGAGUUCCAGAACCUGGGUCCUGUAUUUACAACUGUCCUAAAAGCAGAACUUGUAUGUAACUUGGGUAAGUGGAAUGCAGAAGCAUUUCGUGUAUAAUAGUUAUGUAUGUCACUAUUUUUCAUGAACAUUGUGACCAGAGCUGGUGGCAUGAUGCCUGCAUUGUAUGCAUACAUUAGAGUACCAAGUUGAAAAUCAUAGAUAUCUUGUAAUUUUAGAAUUCUAUGCUCAUAAAAAAGUGGGGUAGUAUGCGAGCGAUAGUUAACAUUACAAACAAUUCUUAAAACUCUUUUUUGAAUCAAGUACACCCUUUCUAGAUUGGUUUUAAGAGAAUUACCCCAUGCAAGAACACCGUAAUUGAGAUACGGGAGAAUUAGUGUUGAAUACAUCAUACAAAGAAUAUCAGUAGAG
Molecule: messenger RNA, 4732 nt
Organism: Lytechinus pictus (painted urchin)
Lineage: Eukaryota; Metazoa; Echinodermata; Echinoidea; Temnopleuroida; Toxopneustidae
Exons: 12
Coding region: 251-2485 (744 amino acids)
Source: RefSeq, a predicted model, not a curated record